AUGGACUGCUCCCAGACCCUGUCCACACCAUGCUCAAGCCGCAGGAUACGCCAGGCGAGCUGGGUGGACCCCGCAUCCGGAAAGAAGCACCGAGGCGCGUUCCGCAUCGACGUCGAGCUCGCCGGGCCCUGGACGAUCCUAUUCCGGCGGUGGGAGGAGCGCGACGCGGUCAAUUCAGACGGGUCGGGUUUCGGGGACUCAUUUGAGCGCGCCAGCUCGCGCGAUGCUCUCGGACACGAGCAGGGUAUUUUGGCGGGGCACCAUCAGAUCAUCGCCUACGACUUGUCUGGUAUCAAAAUAGUGCUGAGAUACGAAGUCGACGCGUACCGAAUCUCCGAGCAGCCCUCCAUAGACACUCUCACUGACCAAUUAUCACCCCUGAACGUGGGGUCCGGUACAAGCGGCACGGAACAGAAGGUCUUUGAGCUUGUCGACGUCCGGCAUAUAGGCUUCGCAGUCCCGCAACCCUUGCUCGUCAAGAUCAAGUCCCGCUCGCAGCUCAGCAAGGGGCGGUUUCAUCUUAAGGAUGCAUACCUCCAGCUGUAUCUCGGCCAGAUCCCCGCCCUCUGCCUCGGGAUACACAACGGCAACGGCGUCUUCACCAGUAUCGAUGAGAUUCGGCUCGACUCGGAGCGUUGCAGCGCGGCUAAGGAGAAGGUGCAGCCGGGCUUGCGCAAGCUGCGCCGCCUCCUGGAGCAAAUCCAGAGCGCCGUUAUAGAGCGCGGCCAGGGUGCGAAGCUCAGCCUUAUCUGCCAAGGCGGAAAGCUGCUGCUUAUGCAGAGAGAGCCUGGCGACUCGUUCUUGCCGCCUACUAUACUCAAGCGCUUCACCAGCCAAGUGAUCCAGAAUCAAAUCUACAUAUAA
Phanerochaete carnosa HHB-10118-sp is the source of this 864-nucleotide messenger RNA. RefSeq lists its product as uncharacterized. The transcript has 3 exons. Bases 1 to 864 code for a protein of 287 amino acids. The record is from RefSeq and is a predicted model, not a curated record. Lineage: Eukaryota; Fungi; Basidiomycota; Agaricomycetes; Polyporales; Phanerochaetaceae.